AUGCACAUACACGUCGAUGCAAAAAUAUCGGACGGUACCAUCUCAGCUGCAAGGCCUAUAAGCCUCACCAGCAAGCUUUGCAAGAUGAUGGAAUGCUUUCUGAAGCGAGCUAUUCUAGAUCACCUCACUUCCAGCAAUCUGAUAUCUCCAGCCCAACACGGAUUUCUCACAAACCGCACUUGCGUAACGAACAUGCUCGUAAAUAUGGACAGCUUAACUCAAGCCAAGGACGAAGGACUCAUAUCGGAUGCCAUAUUUUUCGACUUUUCAAAAGCAUUUGAUAGGAUCCCACACGUCCCGCUGCUCCACAAACUCGAGUCUCACGGGAUUCAAGGGAAAAUCCUUCGCUGUAUCAAGGCACUCCUCUCAGACAGGUCAUUCCGAGUGAGAAUAGGCUCAGCCUACGCCUCUUCAGCGCCGGUCUCCAUUGGAGUUCCUCAAGGUUCCGUCUUGGGACCACUCCUGUUUCUGAUCUACGUCAACGACCUCCCAGACGUUCUUGCGAGUCCAUGUCUACUUUUUGCGGACGACUUUAAAUCCUGGAGUUCCAAUGCCAGUGCCUCCCAAAUGGAUAUAGACGCUGCCAAGCAGUGGUCGUUGGACUGGCACGCUCCUCCGAAUGAUGAAAAGAUAGAUGCCAAAAAGGAUUUGGGCAUUUGGGUCUCCUCAAACUUGUCCUUCUCACUGCACCAUGAGAAAUCGGCCCGAAAGGCAUUCGCCAUUUCGUGGAUGAUCCGACGCACCUUCUCCCGUAUUACUCGCAUGGACUUCCAUAUACUCUAUGGGGCCUAUGUCAGACCGCUCCUGGAAUACGCCAACCAAGUUGUCUACUCAGGACGUACGAAAGACGUCACUCUCAUUGAGCGUGUCCAGCGGGCCGCUACGCGAAUGGUUGCCGGCCUCAAAUCCGUGGACUACGAAACGCGUCUCGCGAUGCUUGAUCUCUUUCCCCUGGAGUACCGUCGCCUCCGAGGGGACCUAAUUCUGACUUACGCCCCGUUUGAACAAGGCUUGAAAAACAGGUUUUUCAACGUUGACCCAGCAAACACACGGCGGGGGCUUAUUUCAGUCAUAUCACAACGUGUGGAUCCUGAACCUUUAAUGGAUCUUACCGCCGAUUGUGACCUGGCUGUCAAGUUGAAGCAUUUCAUUUCAUGUGACCCCCUCAAGUUGGAUGAAGGUGUUCCAGCAUUUUUAAUCGAUUUACACAACAUCAUCCAUGACCUGGACAGACAUCAAUGGUUACCGGAGCUUUUGGAUUGUGAAAGAUUUGUCGAAUUUUACGAAAAGCAUAUAAAAUCUGUUAUCAAGGAAGAUCCAACUGGAUAUCAUUCAAAUACUAGCCUAACCGUCGAAAUAAAUUUUCUUGUUCAGAGCAUCACGCAAAUCCGAAGCACGUUUUGUUCUAAAUUAGCGUCGAGGCAAAUACCACACUGGUUAUUCCAACUGAUCAAACUCCCAAGAAACAAUCCAUGCAUCUGUCUACUUCAAAAACAGGCUCGUCUUCUGACAAAUUACAGUUUACGAAUCUUGCUGAAUAUCCUACGGCACUACCCGAGCAUGAGAACUUCAUACAAAAAGUCUGGUGGUGUUAGGACGCUUCUGUCUUUCCUGAGUGUCUGGAGCGUGGACGGAAACCAACGCAUCAAUGUUCGAGCCGCAAGUUCCUAUAUGCCUGUGCGCGUAACCGCCCUACUCUUGUUGUCUAUAUUGGUGAACGAAGAUGAAAAUGAGGAGUUGCACCGGAAUGAUUCCUACAUCAGUGUUCUUAUUAGAGCUUUGAAUGAUUCUUUGAAUUUGCACCACAAGCCCCCCCUCUAUUCUCCCUCUAACGAGCGUGCAGCAGAUGAGCUAUUGGUGGGUUUGAAGAAUAUUGCUGGUUUGGAAACAAAUAAGAAAUGGUUGGUGGGUUGCGGCGCGGUGGAUGUAUUGAAACUCGCUUUGGAUAUCGCAUUUGAGCUCAAAUCUUCAGUGCCAAACCCCACGACCUGCACUGGCUCAGACGUUCUGGCAGAAUUGGCUCUGGAGUGUUUGUGGUCUCUAGCGUUCGAACCACAAGUUUAUACUCGUCUGGCGCACGAUCUGGACUUAUCACAGCGACUGAAUCGGUUUUAUGAUGACCAUCUGUGGUCUUAUGAUUGCUGCCGAACUUCCCGAAAUAUUAUGCAUUUCUUGACAGACCCACGAUUGCUAUCUACCUCGUGGACCGCUGGUGAGCGAGUGCGUGACGAUGGUCACUCGCAGGCAGGUCAAUUGGUAGUUGUUUACGAAAAAGGUAGAAGGCGAACCAUGUUAAAAUUGCGAAAUCAGCUGGACCGGGCAGGAUAUUUGGUAUGGAUGGACUUCGAAAAUACGUGCACCGUAGAUGUCGUGGCGCGGGCCAUUUCUCGGGCGUCUGGAUUAAUACUUGGCUUAUCACACGCCUUCAAACUCUCUCCUUACUGUCGGUACUUGACGCAGUAUGCUCACAGUUUGGGUCUCCAACCAUUCCCUGUCCAUUUGGAACCUGAUUAUAAACCGGAUGGCUGGCUCGGACUUUAUACAGCUACCUUCAUCUACAUACAGUUAACGGACGAUAGCAUGCUUUCUCAAGCCGUUUCACAGCUGGUGUCUCAACUAGGCAACGUGGGUCUUCGACGUUCCUGUCCUCGUUCGGCACCUGUUUCACCUUUGUCCAGGCACUUUUCUAAAGAACGCACCCAACCUAUUAAACCAGCUCAAUCGUCUUCAUCCAGUAAAAAGAUGCGUCUGUGUAUCGACACACAAACAUCGUUACGGACGCAGGAGCCUCUUGAAUCGUGCGAAACCUCCUCAUUAUCAACGACGGAACAUUCCAGUUCAUCUUGGCUGCGGAAUGGUUGGACUAGUGCUACGCCAUCGAUUUCACGCCCUCUCUUAGCCCAAGAAACUCUAUGCUUUGAACGAAUUCGUAAGUGGAAUUCGGACCAAGUGAGCCAUUGGUUAGAGGAGAAUGGUCUUUCGGCAUUCCGAACUGCUUUCAGUACAGUGGACGGGCCCAUGCUUGCCGAACUGGCUCGUCUCCGUCUGUUUGCGCCCAAUUACUACCUCGCCAGUUUGGACCGUGACAUGGGUAUGUCGGUGAUGGAACAGCUCCGCUUAAGCGCCGCAUUUACUAAGUUGGCACUUGAGGAAGCACCUGUUCCCUAGUGAAUUUAUGGAUCAGCCUUCUUAUGCCCGGUUAGAAUUCAGUCUAGCCUGCUGUGUUGAGUCUCCCGAAUAUCGGCAUUUUUUCGAAAUAACCGAUGACUUUCUUCUCACCGCACUAUUCUUUGUUUUACUUUGCUUUUCAAUGCGCCACUGUUUUAACAUGACCAAAGAUUCCAUCUGCUAUGCAAUUUCUUACCAAAUCUGUUUGCUUAGUUUUAUAUCCGUUUUGGCCACUGCACUGUGACCGUCCUUUUUGAACCGCAAUUGGUGAAAUCGUAUUUUUUGGUUGCGUUGACCUUGUAGUGAUAGCCAG
Opisthorchis viverrini is the source of this 3481-nucleotide messenger RNA. RefSeq lists its product as hypothetical. The record is from RefSeq and is a predicted model, not a curated record. The transcript has 6 exons. The coding region runs from base 1 to 3168 and encodes 1055 amino acids. NCBI's taxonomy places the organism in Eukaryota, Metazoa, Platyhelminthes, Trematoda, Opisthorchiida, Opisthorchiidae.